AACUCAAGAUGAAUGAAGAGUCUAAGAAUGGAACAUAAAUUGGUUGAAGUUUCUCCGAUCAGCUUUUGUCACCGGAGUUUUGCCGGAGCUCUGACGGAGACGUGUGCUUGCCAGGAUUUCGUAAUCUGAACACAGAGCUAUCGAUCAAUAAUACGUUACUCAGCUCGUUCCCGUAUACUUUGGAACGAAAAAAUGGUGCAGUUCUCUUCUAUUUUCACUGGCUUUACAAAAUCUAUAGCAAUCAGAAAUGGGAAGAAAAGUAAACGUGAUCAUGUCGGAAGGGAAACUGCGGAUGCACUGGCUAAGGAAGCUAAAAAGAACGAGAUGAUGUUAACGUCAUCUAACAAUUUGGCUGUUGUUUUCUCUAAAGGAGGGAAAAAGGGUAUCAAUCAGGAUAGAUUUGUUGUGUGGGAGGACUUUGGAUGCCAAGAUGAUAUGAUCUUCUGUGGGGUGUUUGAUGGGCAUGGUCCUUGGGGUCAUUUUGUUGCUAAAAGAGUCAGAAAACUGAUGCCACCAGCUUUGCUUCGUAAUUGGCAGAAACGGGUUGAUGGUACUGAUGGGAUAGAUAGAAGUUGUUUCCAGUUUGACAUUUGGAAGCAGUCCUAUUUUGAGACUUGUUCCAUCAUCGAUCAAGAGCUCGAGCAGUAUGCUGACUCUUUCUACAGUGGUACCACAGCUUUAACGCUCGUUAGACAGGGUGAUUUGCUGGUAGUUGCAAACGUUGGAGAUUCUCGAGCUGUAUUAGCAACAACAGAUGAUGAUGGUAGAUUAGUAUCAGUUCAGCUCACCGAUGACCUCAAACCCAACUUACCUCGGGAAAGCGAGCGAAUAAUGCAGUCAAGAGGGACAGUGUUGUCGUGCGAGGAUGAGCCAGGAGUGUACAGAAUAUGGAUGCCCACAGUUGAAGGACCAGGAUUAGCAAUAUCAAGAGCCUUUGGUGAUUACUACAUAAAGGACUUUGGCCUUAUUUCUGAACCAGAAUUGACAUCCAGAAACAUAACACUUAGAGAUCAGUUUACCAUCUUGGCAACAGAUGGAGUUUGGGAUGUGAUGUCAAACGAAGAAGCAGUGGAGAUAGUUUCUUCAACAGAAGAAAGGGAAGAGGCAGCUAAGAGGCUGGUGGAAAGUGCUAUUUGGGCGUGGAAACGCAAACGAAGGGGCGUUCCCAUGGAUGAUAUCUCAGCAAUUUGCCUCUUCUUUCAUAACAUUCCUCCUUCAAAACAACAAAAAUUCGAGAACAAGCUUACAUGAACUACCAGCUGACUUCAGUUGCUGCCUUUUUUUUUU
Solanum dulcamara is the source of this 1287-nucleotide messenger RNA. RefSeq names its product probable protein phosphatase 2C 73. The record is from RefSeq and is a predicted model, not a curated record. The transcript has 6 exons. Gene Ontology annotation, biological process: protein dephosphorylation. NCBI's taxonomy places the organism in Eukaryota, Viridiplantae, Streptophyta, Magnoliopsida, Solanales, Solanaceae. The coding region runs from base 193 to 1251 and encodes 352 amino acids. Gene Ontology annotation, molecular function: protein serine/threonine phosphatase activity.